AUGGCUACGCAAAAUACCCCAAAUCGAAUGAUCCUGGUCAGUGUGCCUCGCACGGCCUCCAAUCUUCUCCUGAAGGUUUUGAACAUCCCCAAACAACCAAAUGUGAUCACAAGCCCUAAGGGCGGCUACUUUUUCUACGAUGCCUUCAUGACGGCCGGCAAAGAUGGCCGUCUCAACAAAGCCAUAGGCGAAUGGACCACAGAAGAAAAGUCCGAAGUCCACAAAGCCUUCCAACACGCCGUCACCGACCUGGAAGAAUAUUCGGCGCGCGCCCGCGCCGAGAAUAAAAUGAUGUUCGCCAAAGAGCACGCCUUCUGGUUCCUAAACCCAGGAUUCUUCUCCGGCAUGACCCACGGCGCCGUAUCCGACGAAGACCUCAAGUCUUUCCAAGUUACUGUCCCCGAAUCAUACGGGUCGUCGCAGACCUUCUCUCAAAACAACAGCACAGUCUUACCGGACGAAUAUCUGCGCACAUGGCAGCUUGCCUUUAUCAUCCGUCACCCGGCACUCGCCUGGCCAUCCCUGUACCGCGCCAUGCAGAAGAUGUGCAAAGCCGGAUUCCUCGAAGAUGACGACGCAAAGGGUGUUAGUCUGACGAAUAUGAGUAUGCAGUGGACGCGCCGGCUUUUCGACUGGUGUCUCGAACAACCAGAUGCACCCGUCACGCCGCUUGUCAUCGAUGCAAAUGAUGUGAUUCAUAAUCCCGGUGCUGUGAUUAAAUUCUGCGAGCGCGCUGGUAUGGAUACUGGAUCCAUGCAGUUCGAGUGGAAGGACAAUGAGAGGCAGUCGGAGACUUGGACUCCUGAUCGUGCGAGCGCGCAUAAUCCUGCCAAGUUGGCUAGGGAGCAGAAGGCGGCUGCGAUCAUGCUUUCGUCUUUGGAGGGCUCGACUGGAAUCAAUAAAGAGAAGGCACCGACAUCCAUUGAUAUUGAUGCUGAGGUCGUUAAGUGGAGGGCUGAGUUUGGUGAUGACGUUGCUGAAUUGCUUGAGAAGGCUACUCGGGAUGCGAUGCCUGACUAUGAGUACCUCAAGGCUAACCGAGUCACGGUAUAG
This is a messenger RNA of Penicillium salamii, 1053 nucleotides long. The record is from the annotation of a GenBank genome assembly. NCBI's taxonomy places the organism in Eukaryota, Fungi, Ascomycota, Eurotiomycetes, Eurotiales, Aspergillaceae.